AUGAAAGGAUUUUCAGACGACUUCUACUCUCAACAUACUCCAGCAAAAGACACAGUCCUUCACGUAUUAGCCCAGUCAUGUGACUCUGCAAAUGUAGUCCAACUUAUCCUUGCUGGACAUGGCCAUUUGCUUAUGAAAUUGAACAAAAGGGGCGAGACUGCACUUCAUUUGGCAGCAAGAGAGGGGCAUUUGGGCAUCAUUCGAGCACUUAUUGACUAUGCAAAAUCGGAAGCAGGAUAUUGUUUCCCCCCAUGUUUUAGCAGAUGCAAGUGGAUGCUGAGGAUGGCUAGUAAGGCUGGAAACACCGCUUUGCACGAGGCAGUUAGGAACAACUUCUAUGACAUCGCCAAAUUGUUAGUUCAAGAAGAUCCUGAGUUUUGUUAUCCCCACAAUUAUGCUGUGGAGACACCUCUGUAUCUGGCAGUUGAGAAGGGACGCCAUAAUAUUAUGGUUCUAAUUUUGGAGUCUUGCAAGACGCCAUCUUAUCUUGGCCCCCGACACAAAACUGCCUUGCAUGCUGCCGCAAUUUGGAAUUUGCCAGUAUAUGAUAUUGCAAGACUAUUACUGUCCGCUAAGUGCUCUGCUGCCUAUGUUGCUGCCAAGAAUGAUGACUCCAAGACUGCUCUACAUAUUGCGGUAAUUCAUGGACAUGUAGUUUUGGUGCAAGAGAUUUUAUCCCAUUGCCCAGAUUGUUGGGUUCAGCUUACGGGUAAAAGUCAGAAUAUCCUUCACCUAGCUGUAAAGCAUGAAAAAGGAGAAGUCUUGGAGUUUGUUUUACAAAAUUCUUGGGCUUCUGAUCUCAUUAACCAAAAGGAUAAUGAAGGAAACAGUCCUCUCCACCUGUAUGUUGCUACCAAAAACUUAGAUGGGAAUUGCCUUGUGAAUCAUCCUUUUGUGGAUGUCAAUUCUUUCGACAAUUCCAACUCCACGCCUCUAGACAGAAUAGUACGGCGUGAUCAACUUUCAAAAAGACAGAUUUUAAUCAAUGAUGAGUUGGAGAAAGCAGGUGGCACUCGAGGGUAUCGAAAUGUUGCUACCGUAAAGAAGAACUUACGAGUAUCUAAUCCUGAUGAAGUAAAAAGAGUGGAAAAAUUGGCAGCGAAUUAUUCGAUUGUGGCUACACUGAUCGCAACUGUCACUUUUGCAGCUGGUUUUACAAUUCCAGGUGGAUACUACAGUGACGGUCCACACACAGGCAUGGCAGUUCUAAGCAAGAAAGCAGCUUUUAUUACAUUUGUUAUUUCAGAUUCCUUGGCAAUGUUCGCCUCCAUAGCUGCAGUGCUUGGACUUACCGUGCUCUUUCAGACAAAAAAUCACCGGCUUAAGCUGGCCAUUGUCCGGAUAAAUCGGAAGCGAAUUUUUGGGGCUGUGAUGUUAAUGAUGAUAGCAUUUCUCACUGGCUUGUGCGCAGUGCUACCAAAUUUGGCUGUCAUGAUCGUGCCGUAUGUCCUCGCUGCUUGGCUUGGCGGUCUCAUAUGCUUCGCCUUUUCCGGAAAAUUCGAGGGCAGGGAAUGUACCUAUACAACUAGAUUUAAGCAUAGCGAGGCUGACUAUAGUUUAUUUUACCCUCUACGUCUAUAUAAACGAUGGUAUCAGGAUUUGACUGAAGCCGAGGACUAG
Messenger RNA from Coffea arabica (coffee), 1620 nucleotides. Its product is annotated as protein ACCELERATED CELL DEATH 6-like. The record is from RefSeq and is a predicted model, not a curated record. Gene Ontology annotation, cellular component: plasma membrane. Lineage: Eukaryota; Viridiplantae; Streptophyta; Magnoliopsida; Gentianales; Rubiaceae. Gene Ontology annotation, molecular function: protein binding.